This is a messenger RNA of Linum tenue, 6635 nucleotides long. Lineage: Eukaryota; Viridiplantae; Streptophyta; Magnoliopsida; Malpighiales; Linaceae. The record is from the annotation of a GenBank genome assembly.
GAAAUUUCAGAAAAAAAGAGAGGCGAUUCUGUUUUCAUUAAUUAAUUAAUUUUCCAAUCUGAAAAAUUUCCUCCCCUUCUUCCCUUACAAUUCUCACACCACCCUGGACGAACAAGAAAAGGAGACGAAAGAGAUUGAAGAAAGACCAGGAACGAGAACGAAGGCAGAGUAGUAGAAGAAGAAGACACAGAAGAAAAGGAACAGAGAAGGAAGUAAGGAAGAAAACGACGGGGGCGUUGGUCACUUCUUCUAUCUUCGCUCUGCUUUCAUUUUCUGAUCUCGAGCGAGAGAGAGAGAGAGAGAGUCUCUCUUCUCGCUGGCGAUUCAGCAAAUGUAGGAGCUCCCACGGUGGAGAAGGGAAGAAGGAAAAACGGUAGGUUCCAGAAGUUUUGGCCCCGCACCGCAGCAGUGGAGGGAGGACUUUUUUCGCGAUUCGGAGCGGGAAGGGAGAUAGAUGUCUUCGUCGGCGUUCAGUCCGUCGCGGGGCAGUCCGGUCGGGUCAAGGUUACAGAGAGGAGCAGCACUUUGUUCUAAUCGGGAGCUCAAGGCUGAGAUCCUCUUCCCUGAGGAAGCCGCCGGAGCCUCUGCGGAGAGCCGUCGCUGACUGCCUGUCGUCUUCCGCCUCGGCAUCGGCUUCUGCGGGCACUGGCGCUGUCGCCGGUUUGCACCAUGGUAGCCCGUCCGUGGUCUUGACCGACGCUUCGAGAACUCUCCGUGAUUAUUUGGCUUCCCCUGCAACCACUGAUCUGGCAUAUUGUGUAGUUUUGGAACACACGAUUGCUGAGAGAGAGCGCAGCCCAGCAGUAGUCGCGAGGUGUGUGGGACUUUUGAAGCGGUACCUUAUAAGGUAUAAACCGAGUGAGGAGACAUUACUUCAGAUUGACCGAUUUUGUGUGAAUACAAUCUCAGAGUGUGAUAACAGUGCAAGUCGAAGAUCCGCAAUGUUAUCACAGUCGACACCUCAGCAAUCUGUUGCAUCUGCACAUAAUCUGCCUUCUCUGCCUGUGUCUAGUUUUGCUUCCGGAGCGCUUGUAAAGUCGUUAAAUUAUGUACGUUCUCUAGUGGCUCAACAUGUUCCAAAGAGGUCAUUUCAACCGGCAGCAUUUUCUGGGUCUCCAUCUGCAUCAAGACAGUCACUUCCUGCAUUAUCUUCAUUUUUGCGUAAAUCCUUUAACUCCCAAUUAAGCCCUGCAAAUAAUGCUGAAUCUUCAGACAACAGAGAUGCAACUGGUUCGCCGGUUUCACAGUUUUCAAAUAUGGAAAAAGCUGAUGUAAUGGAGGACAUUGAUCACAUUGCAUAUGAUGUUUUAAACUGGCGUUGGGCUGGAGAUCAUCGGUUUUCAGUAUUGUCCACUGAAAGUGAUCGUGCUUCCGUUCUUGAGGAUAUGCGCACACAUACUUUGCUAGAGUUGGGUGCUGCAGCACUGCUAGUUGGAGACAUGGAAGCUAAGAUGAAGGAUCAACCCUGGAAAUAUUUUGGAACUGCUGAUAUGCCCUAUCUCGACCAACUCUUGCAGCCUUCUUCUGUCUCUACAAUUACCAUUUCAGCUUCUGCUCGUUCCCACUUACGAGCAAUAACAACAUCUAAGCGCUGUAAAGCAGGACCUCAUCAGAUUUGGGAAGAUUCUCCUUUAAGCACUUUCCGCCCACGAGCUCGGCCACUUUUCCAGUACCGGCAUUAUAGUGAACAGCAACCCUUACGAUUAAAUCCAGCAGAGGUAUGUGAGGUUAUUGCUGCUGUUGGGUCCGAGGCGUAUACUCCAAUGGCCACUCCUGCACUAUCAUCUAGAUUAAGUAAUAACACUGGAAAGCCAUCGAUGGAUGUGGCUGUGAGCGUACUCAUUAAGCUUGUCAUUGAUAUGUAUGUGGUGGAUUCUGGGACUGCUGCUCCACUGACGUUGUCUAUGCUUGGGGAGAUGCUUUCAUCUCCAAAAGCAGCAUGCCGAGUGCGUGCUUUUGAUUUGAUUUUGAACCUCGGUGUUCAUGCUCAUUUAUUGGAACCAAUGAUGGCCACCACAACAAUUGAAGAAGAGUAUGCACAAGAAUCCUUUCUCGAGAAUGAAGAAAAAGUUGGAACACCAGAUAGGAGGAAAGCAGAGUCUGUUGACAAGAUGGAUGCUUCAUCAGCUAUUGAUAAGUUCGAAUCUUGGAUCUUAAACAUCUUCUAUGAGACACUUUUGCUUCUUGUCCAGACAGAGGAGCAGGAAGAGUCUGUCUGGGCUUCUGCACUAAGCUGUUUGCUGUACUUCGUCUGUGAUAGAGGGAAAAUUUUGAGAAAUCGGCUUGAAGGCCUGGAUAUAAGGGUCAUUAAAGCACUCAUAACGACCAGCAGGAGAAAUUCAUGGGCUGAAAUAGUGCACAGCAAGCUUAUUGGCAUGUUAACGAACAUGUUCUAUCAAAUUCCAGAUGAGCCUGUUGAGGCUGUCUUGAGGUCUCCUGUGUUUCUCAUAGACCAGGUUGAUUUAAUUGGAGGGAUUGAGUUCAUUUUCAUUGAGUAUUCUCUUGCCAAUUUGAGGGAGGAUAGAAGAAACCUCUAUUUGGUUCUUUUUGAUUAUGUUUUGCACCAAAUCAAUCAUGCAUGUGCAACUGCUGGAGUUUCAGAGUAUAGCAGUGACGAGAUCCAACCUCUUGCAACCUUAUUUUCUCUUGUUGAUGCACCUGAAGCUUUCUAUAUUUCGGUUAAACUUGGGGUAGAAGGGAUUGCAGAGCUUCUGAGAAGAUCAAUUUCUACCGCGCUCUCUAGAUAUUCAAACAAUGAAAGGUUAAAUAUGCUCUUGAAGAAUAUAACAGAAACAUUUGAUAUGGUAAUCAGUUCUUUUACUCGUGUUGACAAGGAGUUCUUCCAUCUCAUACAAUUAACCAAGCGCGACAAAUUUCUAGAAGGGAUUCAAAGUGAGAGCCCACGAAAUGGCAUUGUCGUGAAAGCUAAGCUCUCAUGGGCCACACUGCACUCACUUCUUCAUUCUGAUAGAAUCGCAUGUCGUCAGAAUGGCUACAUCUGGUUAGGCGACUUGCUUAUUUCAGAGAUUAGCGAGGGAGGAGAGGUCAGAAUGUGGUCAAAUAUUAAUGCCUUGCAGCAGAAAAUCACGCUUGCUGGUGUCUGCGAUGAUAUGGCAGCUGCUGAAGAUGUCCCUCUGUCCAUUUGGCUGAUGUGCGGACUUCUUAAAUCCAAACAUAACGUUAUUAGAUGGGGUUUUCUCUUUGUUCUCGAUCGAUUUCUCAUGAGCUGCAAAUUUUUGCUGGAUGAAAAUGAAAUGCAACAGUCUGGUGUUGGUAACAUUUCCCGUGGAGAUGCAGAUAGCCGGCUUGAGAAAGCAAAUGCAGUUGUCGAUAUCAUGAGCAGUGCCUUAUCCUUGGUGGCCCAGAUUAAUGAAACGGAUCGCUUCAACAUUUUGAAGAUGUGUGAAAUAUUGUUUUCUCAAUUAUGCCUAAAAGUUCACCCUAUGUCUGCCAUGCCAUAUGGAGAAAGUGUACGCAGUGACAUAGUUCAUGUUGGCAUGGAUAAAAGUGAAAAAGUCGAUUCAAAUGACCACCUUUCCCAACUAGAUAAUCACUCGACAGAUAUUUCAGAGGAAAGGAAUAGCAGAUUCAGUUACAGUACUAGCAGUUCUUUGGUGCGUGAGACAGCUUCACUGGCUGCAAUGCUUCUCCAAGGGCGGGCUAUUGUUCCCAUGCAGUUAGUUGCCCGGGUUCCUGCUGCUUUAUUUUAUUGGCCAUUGAUUCAACUAGCUGGUGCGGCUACAGAUGAUAUAGCACUGGGUGUUGCAGUUGGAAGCAAAGGAAGAGGAAACCUUCCUGGCGCUGCAUCUGACAUAAGGGCUACACUUUUAUUGCUUUUAAUUGGUAAAUGCACAGUCGAUCCUUCUGCUUUCAUAGAAGUUGGCGGGGAAGAAUUUUUCAGGGAACUUUUGGAUGAUACGGAUUCAAGGGUUGCAUAUUACUCUUCGGCCUUUCUCCUGAAGAGAAUGAUGACAGGAAAACCAGAUGAGUACCAGCACAUGCUUCAGAAUCUUAUAUUUAAAGCACAACAGAGCAACAAUGAGAAGCUGUUGGAAAAUCCCUACUUGCAGAUGCGUGGCAUACUUCAUCUGUCAAAUUAUGGGGUAAUCUAAUGGUAUUCUUUAUGGACCUUCUGUUCAUUUUUAUUCUUGGGGAGAGCAGUUCUGCAGUAGUAGCUGGAUGCUCAAUGAUGUUGAUGAUACUUCCAAAAAGCUUGGCCCAUCGAGAUCUGCUCGAAGUUUCGGAGGAUAAAAGUGAAUUGUGCUCAGCCUUAUUCGACAAUACAGUCUGAGAUCUGUCCCUGGUACUUUUUUUCUCUUCCCCCUGCUAAAACUUGAAAAGACGGCAUUGGUGCAAAACAAGUAGGCCAUUGCAAUGGAUUAUUGUUGCAGCAGCAGCAGCAUAGGUCUUCCUGCAAAGAUGAAUUCCCUUCCGUUCCUCCCUGACUUGGGAGUUAGUGGGUGUAGAUGAUAAGCCUAUUUUUCCAAGAUUCCAUGGCUGUACACUAGGUACUCCCUUUGUCAUACGAAAGCCUUCAAAACGGAGAAUGGGUUGGAAGCGACUGUUGCAAGAUAACCUGAAAUGCUCCCGUCACUCCGAAUUGCCAUUUAAUGUUGCAGACUCAGGACAUUCAAAAACCAUUUCCAGUUUCCGGUGUGCAAUGUUUAUAGACAGAGGCCAACUUUCUGGGCAAAACUGAUCUGUACAGAAACCCUAUUCCUGCUGGCUUUUCAUAUUUUCAGAAAAGUCACAGACGGGGAAGGGCAAGCUUAUUCGUGCUGGCUUUAUUUUUAAAACAGCCACCCAUUGCCAUAUGAUAAUAAGAACCCACACCUCUAAUCCCUUUUUUGAUCUCAGAGAGGUUUUUCCAACUGAGGGGCAAACCUCAAAGCAACAAUGGUGGUAACCUGUAACAUCAUCAUCUUCCAUAGUGUGCCUGCCGGGGUCUUCUUUCCGUUUCCUCCAUUCUUCUGCUGAUGGGUUUGUCGAAGUUCACUCUCCAGAACACGAAAUUGUGAUUGCUUUGGGAAGUAAUGUUGGUGACAGGUUAGAGCUAUCACCAAGCUUGGGCCACACGAGUUGCUGGGAGUGCUGAAGAAGAUCGAGAAGGAGAUGGGUCGAACGAAAGGGAUAAGGUACGGACCAAGGCCAAUAGAUUUGGACAUUCUGUUCUAUGGCAAGUUUAGGGUUAAUUCUGAUGUACUUACCGUACCUCAUCAGAGAAUUUUUGAAAGACCAUUCGUAAUGGCCCCACUGAUUGAUUUGUUGGGUUCUGAUGUGGAGAGUGAUACAGUUUCUUCGUGGCAUUCCAUGUCAGUACCUUCUGGUGGGUUGUUUGAGUCAUGGAAGAAACUUGGUGGUGAAGGGCUCAUUGGGAGAGAUGGGAUGAAGAGGGUUUUGCCUGUUGGGAAAACCUUGUGGGAUUGGUCUGAGAGAACUUCUGUUAUGGGUGUGGUUAAUUUGACACCUGAUAGUUUCAGUGACGGAGGGAAGUUUGCGUCUGUGGAUGCUGUUGUUUCUCAGGUAAAAUCAUUGAUCUCUGAAGGGGUGGAUAUUGUUGAUUUCGGUCCACAAUCGACUAGGCCAAUGGCUGAAAGGAUAUCUACUCAGGAGGAACUCGACAGGCUAAUUCCUGUCCUGGAAGCUGUUUCGAAGAUGCCUGAGAUGACUGGGAAGCUCAUAUCGGUAGAUACUUUCUACUCCGAGGUGGCUUCAGAAGCCAUCAGUAAGGGAGCUCAUAUUGUAAAUGAUGUAUCUGGUGGCCAGUUAGAUGCCAACAUGAAUAAGGUAGUUGCUGACCUUGGUGUUCCUUACGUUGUGAUGCACAUGAGAGGCGAUCCUACCACGAUGCAGAAUAGUGAGAACCUGGAGUAUGGCGAUGAUGUUUGCGGACAGGUUGGUCGUGAACUGUACUCUCGAAUCGCGGAUGCAGAACUGUCUGGUGUCCCAGCAUGGAGGAUCAUUACUGACCCUGGAAUUGGAUUCUCGAAGAAUACCACGCAUAAUCUGGAGUUACUCAUGGGAUUGCCAAAGAUUAGAGCAGAACUAGCCAGGAAAAGCGUGGCCAUCUCUCAUGCUCCAUUGUUGAUUGGGCCUUCCAGAAAGAGGUUCUUGGGCGACAUUUGCAGCCGGCCUUCUGCUACCGACAGAGAUCCUGCUACUGUUGCUUCCAUCACUGCUGGAGUUUUGGGUGGUGCGAACAUCGUGAGGGUGCAUAAUGUACGAGAUAACGUGGAUGCUGCCAAGCUUUGUGAUGCCAUGCUGAAAUGCCAGAGAUAAGAGAUUUAGUACUGCAUGUUCUCGUGGUGAGAGCAACCUAACACGCUUCUGCGAGUCUCAUCUCUGGGAGAACCACUGUGGCCUCCACCGGUUCAGUCGUGCAGUCGAAUCACGACGGACGUGGAAUGUAAUGCUGAACCACUGAGGUAGAUGUCUCAGCCAUUCCUAUUGUGUUUGAACAAUAGCAAUGGAGAUUUGAACAAUAGGAAUGAAAGCAGUCACUGAUGGAGAUUUGAACAAGUUGAAUGUACGGUUAGGUUGUUUGGCUCAGAAAUAACCGUAGUUGAUUCAUAUUGUGUUUGCUCUUCAGAUUUGUUCAAUGGUUAGACAACCAAUUCGCCUUCCGCUUUUACUGU